Messenger RNA from Penicillium cataractarum, 966 nucleotides. Its product is annotated as sugar transporter. Gene Ontology annotation, molecular function: carbohydrate:proton symporter activity. The transcript has 5 exons. Bases 1 to 966 code for a protein of 321 amino acids. The record is from RefSeq and is a predicted model, not a curated record. Gene Ontology annotation, biological process: carbohydrate transport; transmembrane transport. Lineage: Eukaryota; Fungi; Ascomycota; Eurotiomycetes; Eurotiales; Aspergillaceae. Gene Ontology annotation, cellular component: membrane.
AUGUGUCCCUAUCUAAUUACCGUUUGUGAGAAUCCGAAACAUCUGAUCCUGGAGAAGUGGUUGAUCAGCAAAGGUCGUAAGGAAGAAGGUCUGGCUAUAUUGUCAAAAUACCAUGCAAAUGGCCACACAGACGACCCAUUAGUUCAAUAUGAAUUCCAGGAGAUUGAAGCAGCAUUGAAUCUCGAGAAGUCAUGCAGCGAGGUUUCUUUCAUGGACUUCACCAAGACCCAUGCUAAUCGCCAUCGACUCUUGAUUUUAGUUGCUGUGGGCGUAGGCACGAACUGGGUAGGGAACGGCAUCGUGAAUUACUACCUGUCACCAACACUUCACCAGAUUGGCAUAUAUUCAUCUGCUAAAAUUUCCGGUAUCAAUGCCGGGCUUCAGAUUUGGAACUUGAUUAUAUCGUGUUGUUCCGCACUUCUUGUUGAGAGACUUGGGCGUCGAUUCCUCUGGCUCUUCUCCAAUUGCGGGAUGUUAUUUUCUUACAUAUUUACAAUGGCACUCUCAGGCGAGUAUGCUACGCAUCACAAGAGCUCCGUGGGAAUUGCCGUCAUUCCCUUUCUCUUCCUUUUUUUCGGAGCAUAUGAUGUCGCCUGGACACCUCUUCAAUUUGCGUACCCCGUUGAGAUUCUGCCGUUUUCUUUGCGAAUGAAAGGAAUGGUAAUUUUUAUCAUGGUUCAAAAUGUUGCCGUGACAGUCAAUACCUUUGUCAACCCUAUUGCCAUGGAUGCUAUCGGAUGGAAAUAUUAUGGGAUAUACAUUGCUAUAUUGGCUGGGUUUAUUGUGGUGAUUUAUUUCUAUUUCCCGGAAACUCGCUAUUUGACCAUAGAAGAGAUCUCAGAAGUUUUUGAGAACGGGCUACCGGUGAAAGGGGCUGUCAACAUUCGAAGUCUACCAAAUCGGGAUAAUAAUGUGUCCAAGGAGGGUGACAGCAAUGGGGAAAGCUCUCACAUUGAGAUUGCUUGA